Pseudoliparis swirei is the source of this 2733-nucleotide messenger RNA. RefSeq names its product procollagen galactosyltransferase 1-like. The transcript is spliced from 12 exons. Gene Ontology annotation, molecular function: procollagen galactosyltransferase activity. The coding region runs from base 46 to 2028 and encodes 660 amino acids. Lineage: Eukaryota; Metazoa; Chordata; Actinopteri; Perciformes; Liparidae. The record is from RefSeq and is a predicted model, not a curated record.
AGUUCAAAACGGUGAAUUUCACCGAAAGGUGACAAGUUUGCAGGUAUGCUUCAACCAGUCCAGACAUGCCCUUUAAUUCAGUCGGCUCCUCCGCCAUGUCGCCGCUGUCGGCACAACACAACAGCGAGACCCUCAGCCUCCACAUCCUCCGCGUCCUCCUCUGUCCGCCGCGUCUCCAGCGAGUGUCUCUCCCCUGCCAUGCCCCGGGUCACCUGUCUGCUGCCCGCCCUGCUGUUCGUCCUCCUGCCGGGCUCGAGCCGGGGGUAUUUCCCCGAGGAGCGCUGGAGCCCCGAGUCUCCGCUCCUCGCUCCCCGGGUUGUCGUCGCGCUCGUCUGCCGCAACUCGGCGCACUCUCUGCCGCUGUUCCUCGGAGCCGUCGAGCGCCUCAACUACCCGAAGGAUCGCAUUGCGCUUUGGGUGGCGACAGAUCACAAUAUAGACAACACCACGGCCAUCCUGAGAGACUGGCUUACCAAGGUGCAGAAUGACUAUCACUUUGUGCAGUGGAGACCUGAAGAUGAACCCAGUGCCUUUGAAGACGAGACGGGGCCUAAGCACUGGAAUAAUCUGCGGUAUGAACACGUAAUGAAGCUGCGCCAGGCAGCGCUGGAGACCGCCCGUGAGAUCUGGGCCGACUACCUGCUGGUGGCCGACUGUGACAACCUGCUCACCAAUGCGGACACGUUGUGGAAGCUGAUGAGUGAGAACAAGACCAUUGUGGCGCCGAUGCUGGAGUCCAGAGCGGCGUACUCCAACUUCUGGUGCGGCAUGACUUCACAGGGUUACUACAAACGCACACUGGCCUACAUUCCUAUCCGUAAGCAGGAGCGGCGUGGCUGCUUCGCCGUACCGAUGGUCCACUCCACCUACCUGGUGGACCUGCAGAAAGAAGCCUCUCGUCGGCUGGCUUUUUAUCCACCACACCCACAGUACCGCUGGGCCCUGGAUGAUGUCAUCGUCUUUGCCUACUCGGCUCGCAUGUCAGAAGCGCAGAUGUAUGUGUGCAACAAAGAGACUUAUGGGUAUUUCCCAGUGCCGAUGCGUUCCUCCGGUACGCUGGAGGAUGAGGCGGAGAGCUUCGUGCAUACUCUGCUUGAGAUCACGGUGAAACACCCUCCAUUGGAGCCCUCCAGCUUCCUGUCUCUCCCUCCCAAGCAGCCUAACAAGAUGGGCUUUGAUGAGGUGUUUAUGAUCAAUCUGGUGCGCAGAUCUGACCGUCGUGAGCGUAUGCUGAGAACUCUGUAUGAGCAGGAGCUCAGCUGUAAGGUUGUUGCUGCUGUGGAUGGCAAAGCUCUGAACCAGACGGAUAUAGAGUCAAUGAGGAUUAAGAUGCUGCCGGGUUACAAAGACCCUUAUCACGGUCGGCCCCUCACCAAGGGUGAACUGGGUUGUUUCCUCUCUCAUUACAACAUCUGGAAGGAGAUAGCAGAUCGCGGGCUGCAGACCUCUCUGGUCAUCGAGGACGACCUUCGCUUCGAGGUGUUCUUCAAGCGGCGUCUCCAGACGUUGCUGCAGGAGCUGACGACGCACAAGCUGGACUGGGAUCUCAUUUACAUUGGGCGUAAGCGGAUGCAGGUGGACCACCAAGAGAAGUCCGUACCAAACAUCCACAAUCUGGUGGAGGCGGACUACUCCUACUGGACACUCGGCUACCUCCUGUCUCUACAAGGAGCCCAGAAGCUGCUCGGGGCAGAACCUCUGGACAAGUUGCUUCCUGUCGAUGAGUUCCUCCCCGUCAUGUUCGACAAGCAUCCAGUUUCCGAGUACAUGGACCACUUUGAGAGUCGGGACCUGCGUGCGUUUUCUGCCGAGCCGCUUCUGGUGUACCCGACCCACUACACCGGAGACCAGGGCUACAUCAGCGACACGGAAACAUCGGUGGUCUGGGACAACGAGACCGUCGAAACGGACUGGGACCGAGCCACGUCGAGGAAAACUCAGGAGCAGGGAGAGCUGAGCUUCGAGGCCCAGAACUCUGACGUACUGCAGUCUGAACUGGAGAACUGGAGCGCGAGGGACGAGCUGUGAUGAAGACGAGACACAGACCGAGAUGAGGACGAGGGAGAUGGAACAAAGCUGUGAUGGUGAGGAGGAUGGAAAAGAUGGAGAGAAUAUAACAGAACACAGGAGAAGAGUAGAUGGGCACAGGUUAGGUGACUAAUGCUUCUCCUUCUAUAUUUCUAUAUCCAUCUUUUUGAUCUUUCUCUUCAGAGAUGAGGCGAAGAUGCUCCUCCGUUGAUCACAGCCUGGUCCAAUAGUAGUUACAUGUUUUUAAAUAGUAUUUCGCCCAGUUGUAUCCAAAAUCAUAUUAUGUAUAAAGUCAUCCAGAGUAAAUUUCUUAUACAAUUAUGAGUUGGAAACAGUUGCAGUUUAGCCGAAAUCUAAGACGUCUCUAAAGGACAACUUCACAUCCCUUGAUUACAUGGGAAGGCUUUCUAUUGACUGUCUUCUGUAAGUGUUACAUUAAUAACUUUUCCGUAUGUGUUUUUUAUAAAUUUAACGUCAAACCUUUUUUACACUGAUAACAGCUACAUAUUGGUUUAGUGUUUCAGUUUUUCCCCCAUAGUUCAAGAUGCAUUUUUAAUUAAACAAAUUCAGCUUGUUGUUGCAUUUUCUUUGAUGAUCAGACAAACAAAUGAAUAUAUAUAUUUUUUGUAACUUUCCAUGUUUAGUUCUUUCAACACGCGUGUCUUUUAUUUUCAACCAAAGAAUGAAUAAACACUUUUAGAAGGA